AUGGCUCUAUUAGACCUGUGCCGUUUAGAUGAAAAAAUUAACUUGAAACCCGCUGAUGCACUAGCUUCCUUCCAAAAUGAUGUAAUCGGAUACAGUCAGAACUUCAUAAACAGCGCUCAACUCGCAUCACCUCCGUUUUCAAAUCCUGUAGAAACCUUAGCGCAGUUCAAUCAGAGAGAUGAGACGGGCAAGGCGAUCAAAAUUCAGUUCGACCACGGCACCACUACCCUGGGCUUCCGUUACCAGGGUGGAGUCCUAUUGGCGGUAGACUCUCGUGCCACUGGCGGUCAGUUCAUUGGAUCACAGUCUAUGAAGAAAAUUGUAGAGAUCAACGACUAUUUGCUAGGAACAUUGGCCGGUGGUGCUGCUGACUGUGUAUACUGGGACCGUGUCCUUGCCAAACAAUGUCGCCUCUACGAGCUACGUAAUAGAGAACGUAUUUCAGUGGCCGCUGCCAGCAAACUCAUGGCUAACAUGGUGUACAACUAUAAAGGCAUGGGGCUCAGUAUGGGUAUGAUGUUGGCUGGUAUUGAUAAGAGGGGAGCACAAUUGUAUUAUGUAGACAGUGAAGGCACACGCACACCCGGCAAGGUGUUCUCUGUUGGUUCAGGAUCUGUCUACGCGUUCGGUGUGCUUGACAGUGGGUACAAGUGGGACUUAUCUGAUGUUGAGGCACAAGAACUCGGUCGUCGUGCCAUCUACCACGCGACCCACCGCGACGCGUACUCGGGCGGUAUCGUUCGCGUGUACCACAUCAACGACAAGGGAUGGGUCAACAUAUCCAACGAGGACUGCUCAGACCUCCACUACAAAUAUCAGGCAGAGAAGGGUAUCACUGAUGCUUAG
Arctia plantaginis is the source of this 846-nucleotide messenger RNA. Lineage: Eukaryota; Metazoa; Arthropoda; Insecta; Lepidoptera; Erebidae. The record is from the annotation of a GenBank genome assembly.